Molecule: messenger RNA, 1089 nt
Organism: Capsicum annuum
Lineage: Eukaryota; Viridiplantae; Streptophyta; Magnoliopsida; Solanales; Solanaceae
Product: probable NAD(P)H dehydrogenase (quinone) FQR1-like 3
Exons: 4
Coding region: 286-894 (202 amino acids)
Molecular function (GO): NAD(P)H dehydrogenase (quinone) activity; FMN binding
Source: RefSeq, a predicted model, not a curated record
UUUCGAAUACCUCCUUUUUGAUAAUCUAUUUAUUAAUAUAUUUUAGUGCCACGCAUCAUUGUGCUCCUCUAAGGUCACUGUUUUCAAGUAAAAAUCUAGGAGCCGUAUUAAGUUGUUACUAUUACUCAUUGAACUCCAUAUAAUAAUACUAGUGAACUAAUUUACCAAAUUCUCUUGCGUGUUCAAUUAUACCACCUACUUGUUAACCAAUAGCUAAUGUUGAUUUACAUUAAUUAGGGGUAUCAAAAGAAGUUGGGGAGCAAUAUCUGAUCAUCAAAUUAAAGUAUGGCAACAACUAAGGUGUACGUAGUGUAUUACUCACUUUAUGGCCAUGUGGAGACUAUGGCAAGAGAAAUACAACGCGGAGUUAAUUCGGUCAACGGCGUCGAAGCAACACUUUGGCAGGUUCCGGAGACACUUCCUGAGCGGAUAUUGGAGAAGAUGAAGGCUCCUAAAAAGCCAGAUGAUGUGCCUGAGAUCACGCCUGAGCAGCUCUUGGAAGCUGAUGGUUUCAUCUUUGGUUUCCCUUCGCGUUUUGGUGUGAUGGCAGCUCAAUUUAAAGCAUUUUUUGAUGCCUCCCAUGAGAUAUGGGCAACUCAAUCAUUAGCUGGUAAACCUGCUGGAAUCUUUUGGAGUACCGGUUUUCAUGGAGGUGGCCAAGAGCUUAGUGCACUAACAGCCGUAACCCAGUUGGCGCAUCAUGGCAUGAUAUUUGUUCCUCUUGGCUAUACUUUUGGUAAAGGGAUGUUUGAGAUGUGCGAGGUGAAAGGUGGAUCGUCCUAUGGAGCUGGAACUUACGCUGCAGAUGGUUCGCGCCAGCCCACGGAACUGGAACUUCAACAAGCUUUUCAUCAGGGCAAAUAUAUUGCUGAAAUUACAAAGAAACUCAAGUAAUUAGUCACAUAACAAAGAGUAAAAGAGAAAAGGAUCGUCCUCCUUUGCUUAUAUUCUGUCUACAAAUGUACAUUAAUCUGUUAACUGAGAUGUUAACUGAUCUUCCCUCUUAUGUAAAGUUUACUUGCUUGCCAUUCAGUAUUCUCCAAUAGCCUCUGUGGCCUGAUGAGAUCCAUUUAUUAUAUUCUUCUAAAA